Tachyglossus aculeatus (Australian echidna) is the source of this 2214-nucleotide messenger RNA. RefSeq names its product extensin-like. The record is from RefSeq and is a predicted model, not a curated record. The coding region runs from base 1 to 2214 and encodes 737 amino acids. NCBI's taxonomy places the organism in Eukaryota, Metazoa, Chordata, Mammalia, Monotremata, Tachyglossidae. The transcript is spliced from 5 exons.
AUGGAGCUAAAGCCAAAAAAAACAAAAGCUUAUUACAAAUUUGAAGAUCUCCCCCACGACUUUAAGGAGGUAGACCUGGAGUACUUUCAAGAGACUGUCAACAUCAUGCUACAACAACCCCAGAUUGUUAUCCACAACUGGAUCAUGAGUUCUGAGUGGACUUCAGUGACCGACCAUGCUGGGGCAGCUCUCCGGACACAAGCCGAACUCAUUACUCCUGUCGAAAAUCUGGCCACGCCCACCUUCCCCCAACGAGGCCACGCCCACACACCUCCCACGACGGAGACCACGCCCACCUUCCCCCAGCGGGGCCACGCCCACACGCCCCCUUCAGCGGAGCCCCGCCCAUCUCACGUCAGAAAGACCCCGCCCACCUUCCCUCAGCGGGGGCACGCCCACUUUCCCUCAGCCGUGCCCCGCCCACACACCGCCCUCGCCGGGACCACACCCACCUUUCCUCAGCGGGGCCACGCCCACACUGCCCCUUCAGCGGAGCUCCGCCCAUCGCUCAUCCGAAAAGCCCCGCCCACACACUCCCACAGAGGAGCCACGCCCACCAGGGAGGCCGCGCCCACGUCCCGCCUCAACGAGGCCACGCCCACACACCGCCAGCGCUUGAGACCACGCCCACCUCCCCUCAGCGGGGCCACGCCCACACGCCCCCUUCAGCGGAGCCCCGCCCAUCUUACCGGAGCCCCGCCCAUCGCUCCUCAGAAAAGCCCCGCCCACACACUCCCACUGAGGAGCCCCGCCCAUCAGGGAAGCCACGCCCACAUCCCCCUCAACGAGGCCACGCCCACACACCUCCCGCGCCGUGACCGCGCCCACAGUCACUCCGCGGUGCCACGCCCGCAUCUCCCAUUCAGAGAAGCCCCGCCCAUCGCCCUCCAGCGGAGUCCCGCCACGUUUCACCCAGCGGGGCCACGCCCACACACCUCCCGCGCUGGGGACCACGCCCACCUCCCCUCAGCGGGGCCACGCCCACACAUCUCUCUCACCAGGGCCACGCCCACUCCCCCCCUCGGCGAGGCCACGCCCACACGCCCCCUUCAGCGGAGCCCCGCCCAUCGUUCCUCAGCGGUGUCCCGCUCAUACACAUCUCUCGCCGGGACCACACCCACCUUCCCUCAGCGGGGCCACGCCCACACGGCCCCUCCAGCGGAGCCACGCCCGUCGCUGUUCAGAAAAGCCCCGUCCACACAAUCCCUCCCUCAGCGGAGCCCCUUCCAUCAGGGAAGCCCCGCCCACUUUCCCUCAGCGGGGCCGCGCCCACACACCUCCCUCGCCAGGGCCACGCCCACACGCCCCCUUCAGCGGAGCCCCGCCCAUCGCAUUUCAGAAAACCCCACCCACCUCCCCUCGGUGGGGCCACGCCCACUUUCCCUCAGCGGGGCCCCGCCCACGCACCUCCAGGACUGGAGACCACGCCCACCUCCCCUCAGCGGGGCCACGCCCACUUUCCCUCUGCGGGGCCACGCCCACAGGCCUCCUUCAGCGGAGCCCCGUCCAUCGCUCAUCAGAAAAGCCCCGGCCACACACCCCACAGAGGAGCCCCGCCCACCACGGAAGCCACGCCCACGUCCCCCUCAACGUCGCCACGCCCACUUUCCCUCAGCGGGGCCCCGCCCACACACCUCCCUCACCAUGGCCCACAUGCCCCCCUCAUCGGAGCCCCGCCCGUCGUUCCUCAGAAAAGCCCCGCCCACUUUCCCUCAGCGGGGCCCGCCCACACAUCUCCCACGCCGGGACCGCACCGACCUUUCCUCAGCAGGAGCCCCGUCCACACACUCCCUCCCUCAGCGGAGCCCCGCCCAUCAGGGAAGCCCCGCCCACUUUCCCUCCGCGGGACCACGCCCGCACACCUCCCUCACCAGGGCCACGCUCACCUUCCCUCAGCGGGGCCACACCCAUACGCCCCCUUCCGCGGAGCCCCGCCCACACACUCUCUCAGCGGAGCCCCGCCCUCUUUCCCUCAGCGGGGCCACGCCCACCACGGCGGAGCUCCGCCCAUUGUUCCUCAGAAAAGCCCCGCCCACACACUCCCUCAGCGGAGCACCGCCCACUUUCCCUCAGCGGGGCCCCGCCCACACACCUCCCUCGCCGGGACCACACCGACCUUUCCUCAGCGGGGCCACGCCCACACGGCCCCUUCAGCGGAGCCCCGCCCAUCGCUCCUCAGAAGAGCCCCGUUCACACGCUCCCUCCCUCAGCUGA